CAUACUGUACUGCUCUAACACGGAUCAUGGCGUCCGUAAAAUGCCGCUCAAAACAGCAAAAACUUUGCCAAUAGAUUUCCAUGCUGCCAGAAACAUCACGCGGUUACGACUUCGACGCGUUCACCGGACGUCUAGUUCAUAAUAGUAUGUAGAGACUCGAAAGCUUCGUGACGCGCCAAAAUCGAAGACAGCCGCGCCAUUGUUGACUACCAGUUUCUGGGUGAACGAUUAGUCCAAGACACGCGAUGCGUUGGACCCAGCUGUCGCGGCUUCCCUAGGUUGUCCCUCCGCCAGAUCCGGAGCUUAUAAAGAGCCGCAUUUAUGUUAAUCAAGGGCUGCUUGAUUUAGCAUCUACUCUUUUCCUCCUCGCAAUUGACGAGUGGUUAGCACCUUUGCUUCCCCGUACCAUCACGACUUGUGAUGUGCGAGCAACCAGUGUCUUGACGUCUCGAACCUGCCUUAGAGCCCUGCGAACCUGCGAACCUGCGAACCUGCGAACCUGCGACCAGACCGAUCCCUGCUAUCCUAAACUUGGAGUUUCAAGCUGCGAUCACUCUCACCCCGCGAUUAUCAACUUGAGAACAGAUGGAUCCACACCACAGAGCCGCUGCUUCCCGGACGCGGCUUUAGCGAUACCCGGCUGCCCUUGAGUUGCGAUUCUCGUCCUGCGAUUCUCGUGACCUUACGAUUACCCUGCGAUCGCCCUGCGAUCACCCUGCGAUUCUCAACUUAAGCGCUGAUGGAUCCACACCACAGAUCUGCUGCUUCCCCGUCCGAGCGACGGCUGCGCCUGGGAGUGUCAUCCGCGUUAAAGCCUUUCGCGUUACGCCCUUCAGCGUCGCCGCAUUUCCGGCUUACCAGCGGCGCUAAUCACUUGCGUGAUCGGCGUUCGCUCCGCCAAUUGCCCCCCGGUCUCCUUCGCUCCUAUCCCUUCCUCCCUCACCUCAUCCUUCUUCUCCUCCUCUCUCACGCACCCUACUACUCUGCAGCUGCUGCUACAUCUGCUGCUACAGCUGCUGCUGCAGCUGCUGCUACUGCAGCUGCUGCUACUGCUGCUGCUACAGCCGUUUAUCCGUCGCGAGAUGCUGGCCAUGUUACGUUCACGAGUGCGAAUCAUGGCGGGGAAAACGUUAGCGGCGGUGUAGAUACCUCCGCGCGGAGAGUCUUAACGGAGCCGACUGUAGCGAGUCUGACGCCAGCGAACGAGAUCCUGCAAGUGUGCCGAUCCGCAGGGCCCGCCGCCAUCACCAUCAGCCCCGACCUGAACGGACAGACCUGGAGAGGUUGGGGCACGUCCCUUGCUUGGUUUGCCAACUACAUAGGCAAGCUCCCCCCAGAGCAGCUCAACCAAAUUCUCGAUCUUCUCUUCGACCCAUCCUCUGGCAUUGGACUCAAUCUCGCACGCUACCUCAUCGGGGGCAGCUACAACCUCACCAACAGCCCCAGAUUUGACACUGCAGACUGGGAAUCCCGGGCAAUUCCCGGUUAUAGACCCUCUAAAACCGGGCCGUAUGAUUGGACGAGGGACUGGCGGCAGCGGAAGGUUCUGGAGGGGGCUAUAGCGAGAGGAGUGGAUGAGGUGGAUGCGAUUGUGUACUCCCCCCCCUGGUGGAUGACUAUAACGGGGGAUACAUCUGGGGGGAAUGCAGAGGGAGAGACGAAUCUACGGCCGGAUUCGUAUGGAGCAUAUGCGGAUUACAUGGCGGAUGUGGUUGGGCGGUUCCGGAGUCAUUGGAACGUGACUUUUGCGACGAUGAAUCCAGCGAAUGAGGCGCUGGAAGGGUGGUGGGUGAAGGGAGGGAGGCAGGAAGGAUGCAACUUCAAUGCAGCUCAGCUGGAGCGGCUGACUCUGGCGGUGGCAGCGGCUCUUAGACGGCGUAAUUUGGGGACCCAGGUGGCGGGUUUCGACAGUUUCGUCGGAGCUACACUUGGGAAGCAGCACAGGUUUACAGCGAGGCUCAAGUCCAGCUUAAAACGGAUCAAUGUGCAUCAGUACGUGCCGCCCCCAUCCAACACCACGGACCCUCGGGAGUAUAUCGAGAACCUCUACGUGGGGAUGGCGCGAAUGGCAAUAGGACUUGGGAAGGACGUGUGGGUGUCGGAGGUGGGUCCGAUGUGGGUGGGGGGUGGCGACAUCGACGUGGCACUGUUCAUGGCUCGAUCGGCCAUUCAAGCCAUCAACAUCAUGGGAGCCUCGGCUUGGAUCUACUGGCAAGCGAUCAACGGCGCAUCGGCAACCAACCGAAACGCAAUCAAAUGGGGCCUCUUCACGAUCCCCUUCAACCGGCUGAGCAACGAGACCGCUCCUCCUUUGGACAUUGUUUUUUCGAAGAAAUUCUUCGUUCUGAAGCAGCUUGCUCAGGGGUCUCCAAGGGGAAGCCACCCCUUGCAGGUUGAUGCGGGGAACGGGUGUCACCAUUGCGUGGCUGCCUUUUACCAUCCCACCAGGCAAUUCGUGUCCAUCUUCAUUGUCAACCAGCAAGACACCUCAUACGACCUCGACUUCUCCUUUGUUUCUUUCGGGCGUUUUGACCCCGAGAGUCUGUGUCAAAUGGAGAUGUGGCGCACAUCUCCAACUGAGGAUGCCUCGCUGAUUGCAUCUCAGAGUUAUGCAGACAUGCCUGGUUCAUUCUCCGCUACAGCUCUAGGGCUAAGCAUUACGUCCAUAGUGUUUUCAAAUGUUACUUGGAUGUAAGUGAAACGCUUCUCGUUGAAUUAGCACAC
Molecule: messenger RNA, 2724 nt
Organism: Closterium sp. NIES-67
Lineage: Eukaryota; Viridiplantae; Streptophyta; Zygnematophyceae; Desmidiales; Closteriaceae
Source: the annotation of a GenBank genome assembly